AUGAAAUUUUUGAACGAAUAUUUUGAGAAGAAAAGGGAAUCUUUCAGCUUAUCAUGUGAUAUGUAUAACUCUCAUCAACUUGAACAAACAACCUAUACUGCUAUACCCAUGGCCUCUCUAUGUACUUUCAAACCGCUUUCUCCAGCUUCUCAAUUUGUGAAACAACGUAACCCUAGAAAUCAAAAUGCCUUGUUCACUUACCACACACCCAACUCUACAAACUCCCUUUUGCCUAAACGAGGAAGAUCCGUGGCUCACAAGAAACACAUGUUCGUGACUGCUCAUGAUGCGCCGGAUCCGGUCGAGAGCUCCUGGAGAAUUCCCUUGUCGGAUGUUGUGGCGGUGAGAAAGAAGAGGGAAUUUUGGGAAAGGAGUUGGAAUUCUAAGGACGUGAGAAAGUUAGUCGUAGUCGUUGGGGUUCAUUUGCUGACCUUCUCGGCUCCAUUUUACUUCAAUUGGGUGGCUUUUCGGCUUUUCAUUUGGCUCCAUGUGACCAGUGGAAUGUGCAUCACAUUGUCCUAUCAUAGGAAUCUUGCUCACCGAAGUUUCGAUCUACCGAAAUGGCUCGAAUAUCUCUUUGCUUAUGGUGGCGUUCUGGCUCUUCAGGGAGACCCAAUAGACUGGGUGAGCAACCAUCGGUACCAUCAUAAGCAUUGUGAGACAGAACGUGACCCACACAGCCCUACGCAAGGGUUUUGGUUUAGUCACAUGACUUGGAUAUUUGAUACCGGUUCUAUCCUCAAAAAGUGUGGUGGAGAGGAGAACGUAAACGACCUUGUGAGGCAGCCCUUCUAUAGGUUCCUUCAGCGAACCUUCCUUCUGCAUGUGAUGGCUUUUGCUCUCCUCCUCUAUUUUUGCGGUGGCAUGCCCUUUCUCGUAUGGGGAUUUGGUGUGGCAACUGUGGUUCGAUUCCAUGGGACUUUUCUGGUGAACUCAGUAUGCCAUAUAUGGGGAAAACGAGCUUGGAACACACCUGACUUGUCCAAAAACAAUUGGUGGGCAGCGAUUAUAACACUUGGCGAAGGAUGGCAUAACAAUCAUCAUGCGUUUGAGUUUUCGGCCAGGCAUGGACUCGAGUGGUGGCAGCUCGACGUGACUUGGUUCCUUGAGAGCCACGGUCUUGGAAGAGAUCAUGAUGACUUUAACACAAUGGGUGUAAAUUGUAAAGGCAUCAACUGUAAGAACCUUAACCCAUGGCAUCUCUAUCUUCAACUCCCAAACCGCUUUCUCCUUUUUCGCCAUUUCGUAAACAACCCAACCUCGAUGAAACACACGUUCGUGGCUGUUGACGAUGCACCGGAUCAGGUCGAGAGCUCCCGGAGAAUACCCUUUACCGAGGCUGUGGCUGUGAGAGAGAAGAGGGCGUUUUGGGAAAGGAGUUGGACUCAUUGGGACGUGGGCAAGCUAGCCAUAAUCGGUGGGGUUCAUUUGCUGAGCCUCUCGGCUCCAUUUCACUUCAAUUGGACGGCUUUUCGGCUUUUCCUAUGGCUCUAUGUGAUCCAUGGAAUCUGCAUCACCUUGUCUUAUCACAGGAAUCUUUCUCACCGAAGUUUCGAUCUACCGAAAUGGCUCGAGUAUCUCUUAGCUUAUGGUGGCGUUCUGGCUAUUCAGGGAGACCCAAUAGAGUGGGUGAGCAACCAUCGUUACCAUCACAAGCACUGUGAGACACAACGUGACCCACACAGCCCUACACAAGGGUUUUGGUUUAGUCACAUGACUUGGUUAUUUGAUACCGGCUCUAUCCUCAAAAAGUGUGGUGGAGAGGAGAACGUAAAUGACCUCGUGAAGCAGCCCUUCUAUAGGUUCCUGCAGCGAACCGCAGUUCUGCAUAUGAUGGCUUUAGCCCUUCUCCUCUAUAUUUGUGGAGGCAUGCCCUUUCUCGUAUGGGGAUUUGGUGUGGCAAGUGUGGCUCGACUCCAAGGGGCUUUUCUGGUGAACUCAGUUUGCCAUUUAUGGGGAACACGAGCUUGGAACACACCUGACUUGUGGGCAGCGAUUAUAACACUUGGCGAAGGAUGGCAUAACAAUCAUCAUGCGUUCGAGUUUUCGGCCAGGCAUGGACUCGAGUGGUGGCAGCUCGACGUGACUUGGUAUCUCAUUAGGUUUCUUGAAGCUAUGGGUUUGGCCAGUAAUGUUAAGUUACCUACUGAAGCUCACAAGAAAAAAAUGGCUUGUAAUUAGUUUUAUUAUCGAUCUUCCAUCCUAUUCGUAACAUCUACGUAAGUUAUAAGUGUAUUUUUCUUUAAAUAAAAGUUACAAGUGUGUGUGGAAGCUCCUUUAACCCAAUGAUUUAAUAAGAGUUUAUUAAUGCUUCUACACUAUGAAGUUUGGGUUUCAAAUCUCAGCAAACACGAUUUAUUCUUAAUUAUGUAAAUUAAUGAAGAUAGAGCUGUUAGUCGUGGA
Messenger RNA from Thlaspi arvense, 2403 nucleotides. The record is from the annotation of a GenBank genome assembly. NCBI's taxonomy places the organism in Eukaryota, Viridiplantae, Streptophyta, Magnoliopsida, Brassicales, Brassicaceae.